CUGACUCGCCAGCCGUCCAUCAAGGUCGUGGCCUCUCUCGGGUCCUCGCGUCGAUGCGACUGUCGCAAAAGUGAAUAACCGUGCCCAGUGUGUCGUCCGCGUCUCGCGCUCGCUCGGUUGGCCUAGCCAGGGGUCCACCGAGGCAACCGCAAGUCGUCCACACCCCACCGAGACCCUGAAGCCCCAUUUCCAUUUGCCCCGCCGGCGACAGAUACAGCUAGCAGGCAGCUCUUGACGACAAGCUAUAAGAAGACCGACAUACCGGCCACAUCCUCUCUUCUCUUCAUCAGACAACCAAAACACCUACUACUACUACAAUGGCUGCUCCCACCUUCACCCACACCUUUGACCACGCCGGCUACAAGGGCACCGUCGAGGUCCCCCUUGGCCUCUACAUUGACGGCAAGUACUCGGUCUCGGUCGACAAGAACGCCAAGACGAUCCCUGUCGUCAACCCCACCACCGGCGAGAAGCUCGUUGACCUCCCUGAGGGUCUCCCCGCCGAUGUCGACCGUGCCCUCGACGCUGCCCGCAAGGCUUACGACACCAAGUGGGGCCUCAACGUCCCCGGCUUUGAGCGUGGCAAGCUCCUCCUCAAGCUCGCCGACUUGAUGGACCGUGACAUCCCCAUCCUUGCUUCGCUCGAGGCCCUCGACAACGGCAAGACGUACGCCGCCGCUUCGCUCUUCGACGCCCCCGAGGCCGCUGGCUGCUUCCGCUACUACGCCGGAUGGGCCGACAAGAUCCACGGCAAGGUCAUUGAGACCUCGGACGGCAAGCUCAUCUACACCCGCCACGAGCCCGUCGGUGUCGCCGGCCAGAUCAUCCCCUGGAACUUCCCCCUCCUCAUGUUCGCCUGGAAGCUCGCCCCGGCUCUCGCUGUCGGCUGCACCAUCGUCAUCAAGCCCUCCGAGCUUACUCCCCUCACUGCUCAGUACAUGACCAAGCUCAUCAAGGAGGCUGGCUUCCCCGACGGUGUCGUCAACGUCGUCAACGGUUACGGUGCCACUGUCGGCAACGCCCUCUCGUCGUCGGACAAGGUUGACAAGGUCGCCUUCACUGGCUCGACCGCCGUCGGCCGCAAGGUCCUCGAGGAGGCUGCCAAGUCCAACCUCAAGAAGGUUACCCUCGAGCUCGGUGGCAAGGGUGCCAACAUCAUCUUCGACGACGCCAACCUCGCCGACGCCGUCAAGUACGCCGCCCAGGGUAUCUUCUUCAACCACGGCCAGACCUGCUGCGCCGGUUCGCGUCUCUACGUUCAGCGUGGCAUCUACGACGCCUUCAUGGAGCGCUUCGUCAAGGUCGCCCAGAAGAUCAAGGUCGGCGACCCCUUCGGCCAGGACACCUUCCAGGGCCCCCAGGUCUCGCAGACCCAGUACGACCGCAUCAUGAACUACAUCGAGUGCGGCAAGCAGGAGGGUGCUCAGGUCAUCACCGGUGGUGCUCGCUCGGGCAAGACCGGCUUCUUCAUUGAGCCCACCAUCUUCUCGGGCGGCAAGAAGGGCAUGAAGAUUGUCGAGGAGGAGAUCUUCGGCCCCGUCAUCGUCGCCGCCGUCUUCGACACUGAGGAGGAGGUCAUCAAGCUCGCCAACGACAACGUCUACGGUCUCUCUGCCGGUGUCUUCACCCAGAACAUCACCAAGGGCCACCGUGUCGCCAACAAGCUCCACGCCGGUACCGUCUGGGUCAACUGCUUCAACGAGCUCCACUCGCAGGUUCCCUUCGGUGGCUACAAGUCGUCGGGUCUCGGCCGUGAGCUCGGCGAGUACGCCCUCGAGAACUACACCGAGAUCAAGGCCGUCCACGUCCGCCUCACCCCCUACGUCGGCUUCGUCACCGAGUAAGCGCCAGUCUAGUGCAGCGGUGCGCUUGUGUGUAGUAUUCAGGCAGUCUCUGGUUUGUCUCAGCAGUAGUAAAAGGAGUAGUCGUAGGAGUAGUAGUAGUAGUAGUAUGCAGCAGCAGUUUCAUCACA
This is a messenger RNA of Vanrija pseudolonga, 1972 nucleotides long. RefSeq names its product Aldehyde dehydrogenase. NCBI's taxonomy places the organism in Eukaryota, Fungi, Basidiomycota, Tremellomycetes, Trichosporonales, Trichosporonaceae. Gene Ontology annotation, molecular function: aldehyde dehydrogenase (NAD+) activity. The transcript has 2 exons. The record is from RefSeq and is a predicted model, not a curated record. Bases 318 to 1844 code for a protein of 508 amino acids.